AUGUCUGAAGCCUACGAACGCGAACGCCAAAACAACUCACGACUCGACGACCUCGCCGGAAAGGUAUCGGCCUUGCGUGGCAUCACCAUCGAUAUCUACGACAACGCCCGCGACCAGACUGUCAUCGACUCCUCCACAAAUGCCUUCUCCAACUUCUCGAAUAGCUUGCAGGGUAGUGCUGGAAGACUGACGAGGAUGGCACAGCAAGGAAACAAAGUUGCGAUUCUCAAGCUUGCUGGAAUCCUCAUCGCUAUAGUUCUGGUGCUCUACUGGAUCGGCGGCUGGGUCUUUGGAGGCUCCAAGGCUGCCUGA
This is a messenger RNA of Aureobasidium namibiae CBS 147.97, 312 nucleotides long. RefSeq lists its product as uncharacterized. The transcript is spliced from 3 exons. The coding region runs from base 1 to 312 and encodes 103 amino acids. The record is from RefSeq and is a predicted model, not a curated record. NCBI's taxonomy places the organism in Eukaryota, Fungi, Ascomycota, Dothideomycetes, Dothideales, Saccotheciaceae. Gene Ontology annotation, biological process: intra-Golgi vesicle-mediated transport.